Messenger RNA from Penicillium hordei, 441 nucleotides. RefSeq lists its product as uncharacterized. The transcript is spliced from 2 exons. The coding region runs from base 1 to 441 and encodes 146 amino acids. Lineage: Eukaryota; Fungi; Ascomycota; Eurotiomycetes; Eurotiales; Aspergillaceae. The record is from RefSeq and is a predicted model, not a curated record.
AUGACCAACUAUUAUCCCGGAUGCCGGGUCUACGUGUGUUCUGGAACAUCCUUUACUGACUUCCUCUGGGACUAUACAGACAUCACAAUCUGGACCGGCACCGAAUACAACAUAGGUAUCAUCGUUCGCAGCCUCCCAGCCCUCAAAACACUCUUCAAAGGAUUUCUCGGCACAUACGGCUCACAGUCAAAGACAACCCGCGAGUACCCCGGCAGCAAGAUAUAUAAAAUGCACUCAAUAUCCCGAUCAAGGGGGCAACCACUACAAUCCCGAGGAUAUAAAAGCGGCAAUGUUAGUGUCGUUGAGUACGACGCUGACCCGAAGACUCAACACUCACAGAUCGCUUCUACGACACGUUCGGUGACGUAUCCUGGAAGUCGAGGGAGCAAUUCUAGCGAGGAGCGGAUAUUGCCUAUUCAGGGUGAGGGCUAUUCAGGGUGA